Molecule: messenger RNA, 531 nt
Organism: Sorex fumeus (smoky shrew)
Lineage: Eukaryota; Metazoa; Chordata; Mammalia; Eulipotyphla; Soricidae
Product: prorelaxin-like
Exons: 2
Coding region: 1-531 (176 amino acids)
Cellular component (GO): extracellular region
Molecular function (GO): hormone activity
Source: RefSeq, a predicted model, not a curated record
AUGCAGAGGCUGCUCUCAUUCCACUUGCUAGGAUUCCUGCUGCUACUGAGCCAACUUCCCAGAGAAAGUCGAGGCCAAAACUGGGACACUGUUAUUAAGGUAUGUGGCCGGCAAUUGGCGCGCGAGCAGAUCAAAGCCUGUGGCAACUCGCUGUCGUCGUGGAGAGAUGUAAAUGACCGAAGGGAGAGACGAGAAUCUGGACCACCCAGAGAACCAACCUCCAAGAUGGAUGAGAAUACCUCGAAAAUGCUAGGAGAAUACAUUGCUAAGUUUCUGCGUAGAACAUUUUCUCCGAACCAUCCAGUGAUUAUUAAGCUUAAACAACUUGCAUUGGAAAAUAAAGAUAUUUCCUUCAAAGAAUUCCAGGAAAUUAUCUCUAAUACUGCAAGAGAAGGCAACAACAUUCCUUCAAAAUUAAUCAGCAAAGACGCUAAUAAACAACGCAGAAAAAAGAGACAGGACACAGUAUCACUUAGUAGUAAAUGUUGUCAUUCAGGUUGUACUUUAAGAGAGAUUGCUAGGUUUUGCUGA